CAGGAGUCAAGUGCAUGGCCCUUGAUGUAGGACUUCAAGAUCUGCGUGAAUGAGGGUCUGACAGCCCCAAAGUCAGUACUCAAAGCAGUGAAAGGCCAGCCCGAAAUUGGAACAUAAUUGGGCACCCUGCAGGGAGCCCAACAAAACCCAGAAAGGAUCCCUGGACUUCAAUCAGGAAAUGGUCACAAUUCUGGAACUCAGCCUUGCAAAUUUGGUCACUGGCAUUCUGAGGAAAGGAGGCAGUGGCUUUGUGUCCGGCUGGGGAAAAAGUAGAUUCGACAUGAAUUCUGAGGUGGUGGAAGAAAGUGGAAUGAGCACUCGAGUGGAGUGAGUGAGAUGUACUGUUGGUGGGCAUAGUAUCUGAAGGGAGAAGCCGUUCUCUGGGAGAGGAAUUCUCAAUGAGCCUGCCCAAGACACUGGAUCUGUGUGAAGAGGCCUAAGGAUAUAAUAGGAUGUCAACGGAGACAGACCUGCAAGUGGCUGUUAAAUCCAGCACCAAGAGAGACUCCAGAAAGAAAGGUCAGGAUCGCAGCGAAGCCACUUUGAUAAAGAGGUUCAAGGGUGAAGGCGUCCGAUACAAGGCCAAGUUGAUCGGCAUUGAUGAAGUUUCUGCCGCACGGGGAGACAAGUUAUGUCAAGAUUCUAUGAUGAAGCUCAAGGGAGUUGUCGCUGGAGCCCGUUCCAAAGGAGAACACAAACAGAAAAUCUUUUUAACCAUCUCCUUUGGAGGAAUCAAAAUCUUUGAUGAAAAGACAGGAGCACUCCAGCAUCAUCAUGCUGUGCACGAAAUUUCCUACAUUGCAAAGGAUAUCACAGACCACCGAGCCUUUGGAUAUGUCUGUGGGAAGGAAGGAAACCACAGAUUCGUGGCCAUCAAAACAGCCCAGGCAGCGGAACCUGUGAUCCUGGACCUUCGUGAUCUCUUUCAGCUCAUUUAUGAAUUGAAACAGAGAGAAGAGCUGGAGAAGAAGGCACAGAAGGACAAACAGUGUGAGCAGGCAGUAUACCAGGUUCCUACCAGCCAAAAGAAGGAGGGAGUUUAUGAUGUGCCAAAAAGUCAGCCUGUGAGUUUCCAGAAUGGUCAGUCCUUUGAUGACUUUGAAGAGCGUUUUGCAGCAGCUAUGCCGAACCGAAACUCAUUGGUGGACUUUGGAGAGUGUUUCAGGGGCGAUAAUCAGGCUGUGACCCAGUUAGAGCUUUUUGGGGACAUGUCCACCCCUCCAGAUAUAACCUCUCCCCCAACUCCUGCAACUCCAGGUGAUGCCUUUAUCCCGUCUUCAUCUCAGACACUCCCCUCUAGUGCCGAAAUGUUUGGUUCUGUACCUUUCAGCACUACUGCUGUACCCUCAGGUUACGUUGCCAUGGGUGCUGUCCUCCCCUCAUUUUGGGGACAGCAGCCCCUUGUUCAACAGCAAAUUGCCAUGGGUGCUCCGCCGCCAGUGGCUCAAGUGAUGCCAGGGGGUCAGCCAAUAGCAUGGGGCCAACCAGGCAUCUUUCCUGCCCCCCAGCAGCCAUGGCCAUCCGUAGCUGGUCAGUUCCCGCCCACCGCCUUCAUGCCAACACAAACUGUGAUGCCUUUACCGGCUGCCAUGUUUCAAGGUGCCCUCGCCCCCCUCGCCACUAUCCCCACCACCAGCGAUUCCACCCGAUCGAGCCCCCAGACAGACAGGCCCCGACAGAAAAUGGGUAAAGAAAUGUUUAAAGAUUUCCAGAUGGUCCCGCCUCCCCCGGUACCCUCCCGGAAACCUGACCAGCCUUCCCUCAGUUGUACCUCAGAGGCCUUCUCCAGUUACUUCAACAAAGUCGGGGUGGCACAGGAUACAGAUGACUGUGACGACUUUGACAUCUCACAGUUGAACUUGACCCCUGUGACUUCAACAACGCCAUCGACCAACUCACCUCCAACCCCUGCACCCAGGCAAAGUUCUCCAUCAAAAUCAUCAGCAUCCCACGCCAGUGACCCCACCACAGAUGACAUCUUUGAAGAGGGCUUUGAAAGCCCCAGCAAAAGUGAAGAACAGGAAGCUCCUGAUGGGUCUCAGGCCUCAUCCAGCAGUGAUCCAUUUGGUGAGCCCAGUGGUGGGGACCCCAGUGGUGAUAAUAUAAGUCCAGAGGUCGGUAGCUAGAUAGCGCAGGUUGGGGAGUAUGAAUCCCUCUACGCGCAGAUCAACAAACCUAAGAAAUAGAAUCAUUGUGGGUUUGGGGUGGGCGCUUCAAGACUGAAAUGGAAACCUACAUCUCAACAGGCCUUGGGCUCUCCUGAUUUCUUUGACAUGACCCCAUCUGACAAUGGAAUUGAUGGUUGCCUGCUGAACUAAUUCUACAGAUGGACCUGACCACUUGGGCAACCAGCGGCUAAUAUCUAUGGCAGCACAAAAAGGAAAAAAAAAAAGGAACCCCCAUCAUCAUCAUCCCUGGAACCGUCCGACAAUUACUUACCCUACAAAAACCUUGAGCUCUCUUGACAAGAGUUCUGAAUUGCCCACGAUGGGAAAUCUUUUUGUUUCCCUCAACCUCGACCAUUGCAUAUGGAGUCACCGACAGUGAAAAGUUAACUUGUAAUGGCCACUUAUUUGUUUUAAGCAAAGUCAGAGGGUCUGGUGUGCUCACAAGAUCAUUGUCCAUCAGGUUCUUGGGCCCAAGUCUGCAUUUUUAAAUCAAUGAUGAUUGUUUCUCAUCACUACAGAAAACUGGUCCUGCCUUGUGGCUUUGAUCUGGGGGUUCCUCUUCCCCCUAGCAUACUUAGAGAUAAUGGGUAUACCAUUUUUUGUACUUCCUGGUAACUUCCCCCUCCCAAUAAGUGAUGAAAUCUAGUUGGAAAUUGCCUCAUGUGAAAUGAACCUUAACUUGAAAUCACAGAAUUAAAUCACACAACUGAUUAUUUGUGAUGAUUUUUUUUAAAAAAUGGUUGCCAAAAGGACCUCUUUGCUCUCGUGCUUCAGGAUGGAGAAAUGCUGCUUUCAGAUUGAACAUUCUCACUAUGGGAAGAAAAUGCAUCAUCUCUCUUGGAUGAGAAGGAGGAAAAAACUCAUUAUUUCCUAGAAAACUCCAAAUGCUAAGUACAAUAAAGGAAUAUUUUUUAUUUCUCCAAUCUCUUGCUGCUGUGAUGCUAUGCAGACAAGUGUUCUCUUCUCUGUGUGUCACUUUUUUUUUAAAGAAUAUUAUUUGCCAAAUAAUUCUGGUCCAAUUUUAGUUUGCAGAUUCGGAUGAAACUGACUUUCCAAAUAGGACAACGGUGGCUUGAACAGUGGGGUAACAAACUGAACCUCUGAUGCAAGUGGUUCAUCCCUAUCUCUUUUUUGUACAUCAGAAAACUCAAAUGGGAUCUCUUUUUUUAUUUUAUAUCUUGAAAAAGGAAAAAAAAAUCUUACCAUAAAACUCUUGCAAUUUGGUAAGGGAAAUGGCUUUAAGGAGGUCCAAUGUUGAUAAUUUUUUUUGUAAAUAUCAAUCUUACUGAUAAUUCUUUUAAAUAAUGCCAUUACACUGUAGAGAGAGGAACAGGUGGCUCUGGAGGUGUAACAAGCUGGAAGGACGGUUCUUACAUGCUGUAUGGUUUCCACAAGCUUAUGCUGAUGUGAUAAGGGGCUAGAGCUCAGGUGUGUCUGGCGGUAGUAACUAGCCAAUCAGCAACUAGUGAAAACUGGGAGGGAUCACAUCAGGUAAUGAUCUCACUUUUUCCACAAAAUUACCCAAACUUCAUGUAAAGAAAAGAAUAUAUAUAUAUAUAUAUAUAUCUAUACAUACAUAUAUGCAUCUAGACAGCAUGUGCAUAUAGAGUGUACAUGACCCUUUGGAGCCUGUCUUUUUGAUUCUUGACUCCUCCCCUAUGGAAACUGCGGGACUGUUUGUACAUGACACAGAGAGUUUUAGCUUCCUUUUUUUUACAUUAAUUGGGG
Molecule: messenger RNA, 3896 nt
Organism: Vombatus ursinus (common wombat)
Lineage: Eukaryota; Metazoa; Chordata; Mammalia; Diprotodontia; Vombatidae
Gene: DAB1
Product: DAB1, reelin adaptor protein
Exons: 15
Coding region: 453-2126 (557 amino acids)
Biological process (GO): ventral spinal cord development; lateral motor column neuron migration
Source: RefSeq, a predicted model, not a curated record